Molecule: messenger RNA, 233 nt
Organism: Sphaeroforma arctica JP610
Lineage: Eukaryota; Ichthyosporea; Ichthyophonida
Exons: 2
Source: RefSeq, a predicted model, not a curated record
AUGACAGCGCCAUGUUACGACAAACCGAUUACCAUUGACGGUGUGGUGUAUCCUAUCACCUGCGCCUGUCCCGUUGUCGAGGGCGUCUACACUGUGGGCCAGGGCGAUGCGGAGUGUGACCUUGGUGAUAAUCUGGUGUGGAGUUCGGCCUUCACUAAGGGAACAGUCCGCGACGAUUUGUUCACUGAAAUUGGGUUCACUCCAACAGGCCCGAAUGUUACAGGUACGAACGG